Acomys russatus (golden spiny mouse) is the source of this 2612-nucleotide messenger RNA. Its product is annotated as zinc finger protein 260-like. The transcript has 4 exons. The record is from RefSeq and is a predicted model, not a curated record. The coding region runs from base 329 to 2563 and encodes 744 amino acids. Lineage: Eukaryota; Metazoa; Chordata; Mammalia; Rodentia; Muridae. Gene Ontology annotation, biological process: regulation of transcription by RNA polymerase II. Gene Ontology annotation, molecular function: DNA-binding transcription factor activity, RNA polymerase II-specific; RNA polymerase II cis-regulatory region sequence-specific DNA binding.
CAUGCGCGGCAUCCACGCAGGGGGAUGUGGUGGUAAUGGGUUGAGGGAACCCUUAUUCAAAUCGGAAGUGGCCUAGAGUGGUCACAUCCGCUCAGAUCGUAAGGUAGUUCGCUUCGGCUAUCGUUGCCAGGACAGCGUGGGUGUUUGGAAUCUGAACCCUUGGAAUUGUGGGUGUCUGUGGGCGGAAGUCGCGGGGCCCCGGCGUGCCGUGUGCAGAGCUGUCUGCGGCGCUCUGAGGCCUCCCGGUGAUGCUGAGUCAUCCACACUGCCCAUUUUCUCAACAUAGCCAAGCUGGCCUCUGCCCCGCAACUCUAAUGGGACCCUCCACAUGCUCACCUACCUUCAGAGUCCUGAGAAAAUUAGCAGCAGACUGAGAGUAGAAGCCAUAGAGGACAUGCCUACCGACAUGAGUUUCCACCAGAUGCCCCAGAGGCUGGCAGCAGCAGAACAGGAUGGAUCGUGUGAGAGACUGGUGUCCUUUGAGGAUGUGACUGUGGACUUCAGCCAGGAGGAGUGGCAGCACCUGGACCCCGCCCAGAGACGCCUGUACCAGGAGGUCAUGCUGGAGAUCUACAGCCACCUGUUGGCAGUGGGUGAAUUGCAGCUUGACAAACCACAGCAAAAAUUUUGUUUGAAAGCUUCAUUUCUGAAUGAUGCAGCCAGUGAAGUCGAGAGACAUGGUCCAUGUUGUUCCAUUUUAGAGAAACUGUGGCCGGAUGGCAGCACUGCUACAAAGACAGAUCUGCAAAGCCAAAUCCUACCCAUAAGUCCCAGUGCGUUCCGAAACCAGAAAACCCUGACAACAGACGGUGGCUGUGACUACGAAGAACCUGGAGAACCUAGUCUUUUGGGGACCCACCUCAUUUCUACACAAUAUGUACCUCCAAAAUGUUUCUCAUUUGCAGAAAAUUCAAAGCCUAACAUUGAAGCCAACAGUGACAGUCAAAGCAGUGCCACAAAGCAGCUUAGCAAUAUGAUUGGAGCUCAUCAGUUUCUUACACAAGACUCUUCGAGUGGUUUGUGUGAAAUUCCUCAUCAAAGAGAGAAAGCGUGCAGUGAGAGUCUGCUUGAGAACACCCUUUCAACUACUCCACCACUUACAGAGCAUGGAGUUAAUUUUCAAGACAAGCCAGCCGACUAUCCUGGAUGUGGCAAGGUCUUCCCUAGUGAGCCAGCUUUCUGUCAACAGCAAAUUACUAACAAUAUGGAAACAUCUUUUAUCUGCCACACAUGUGGGAAAACCUUUCUCCACCAGUCCAAAUUGACCUCCCAUUCAGAAACUCAGAGAGAAGAGACGCCUUAUGAAUGUCCUGACUGUGCAAAAUCACUUAGGGGUACGUCCAGCCUGCAAGUGCACCGCGGGAGCCACACCAAGGAGAAGCCGUAUGAGUGCCAUGUGUGUGGGAAGUCAUUCAGUUACACAUCCCACCUGAAGGUGCACCUCCGAACACACACUGGUGAGAGACCUUAUGCAUGCUCUGACUGUGGAAAAGCCUUCAGCCAAAAGUCAGUCCUCACCAUACAUCAGCGAAUUCACACGGGAGAAAAGCCUUACACGUGCAGCGACUGUGGGAAAAUGUUUGUGUGUGCAUCAGAUCUGACAAAGCAUUGUCGAUUCCACACAGGGGAAAAGCCGUAUGAGUGCCCCGACUGUGGCAAAUCGUUCAGUAUUAAAUCUAACCUGCUUGCGCACCAUCGAAUUCACACUAGUGAGGGACCUUACAAAUGCUUUGACUGUGGGGAGUCAUUCAGGAAAGUGUCCCAGUUGAAGGUGCAUCAUCAGAUCCACACAGACGGCAGAUCUUUCGUGUGCUCUGACUGUGGAAUGGCCUUCAGCCAAAAGUCAGUCCUCAGCACACAUCAGAGAAUUCAUACCGGAGAGAAAUGUUACCCAUGUACUGACUGUGGGAAGUUGUUCCUUUAUGCUUCAGAUCUGAAGAAGCACUGUCGGUUUCACACAGGGGAGAAGCCUUACAAGUGCCACGAGUGUGGGAAGUCAUACAGCGUGAAGUCGCACCUCCACGUGCAUCAUCGAAUCCACACCGGUGAGAGACCUUACAAAUGUGACGACUGUGGGAAAUCCUUCAGAAGAAACUCCCACCUGCAGAUGCACCAGCAAACUCACACUGGGGAGAAGCCUUACAAAUGCUCGGACUGCGGGAAGUCCUUCCGGAGAGCGUCCCACCUGAAGGUGCACCACCGCAUUCACACCGGGGAGAAACCUUAUGUGUGUUCUGAGUGUGGGAAGGCUUUCAAUGACAGGUCAGUUCUCAGCACCCACCAGAGAAUUCACACUGGGGAGAAGCCUUACAUAUGCAGCGAUUGUGGCAAAGCCAUGUCUUCUAAAGCCAAUCUCAAAGAGCACCAACGGAUUCACACAGGCGAGAAGCCAUACGUGUGCGCCGAGUGUGGGAAAGCCUUCAGUGAUAAGUCUUCUUUCUAUAGACAUUGUAAAAUUCACAGCAGGGAGAAACCUUUUGUCCAUAACAAAGGUGAGAAGGGCUUCCUCCAGAAUUCACAAGUGACAUCCUAUGAGCAAACUCACAGUGCUGAGAACCUAUAGUGAUGUCUGUCUGUGGGAAGGCUGUCCCUGCUGUGUAAUCAGCUGAAGG